AUGGGGAGGAAGAUGAAUAGAAAUCAAAACACAGAAUCCGCGAAAUCCUCUCGGAUUUGGGCCUCCAAGUUCCUCCAGGAGUUUCGCGCCUCCGGGAAAGAUUCUCACACAUUUGAUAAUAGUCUUACGAGAGGAGACCGUGGCAUUAUCCAUCAGAUGUGUCCAAAGAUGGGUCUCAAAUCAAAAAGUUCCGGGAAAGGGGAUCAAAGGUGUCUUACGAUUUCCAAACGUGGACCUUGCUCUUCAGUGAGUAGAAAUAAAACAACAAAUGGCAAUGGAGAUGCCAGUGAGAAGAAGAAGAAGCUUAAGUGUGUCACGUUUCCAACGGAGGCGAAACCUGUUCUUCAGGAGUUAUUUACUCGUUACCCGCCUUGUGAUGGGGAUACUAUAGGGACGUCGCUAGGCAUAUAUACUGGACACUCUGGGAAGCAACGGAAGUGGAAAGAUGACUAUUUUGGAAGACCUCGGUUGAGUAAAGAAGAGAUUCUAGAUAAGCUGGCAUCUUUGAGUUCUAGAUUGGCUAACGAUAAAGGUUUCCGGGAGAUCUUUGGAGCACGAACAAAGCUUCCAAUCGCAUCUUUUAGAGAUGCCAUCACUUCCGCAGUGGAAUCUAAUCAGGUUGUUCUUAUUGCCGGUGAAACUGGUUGUGGGAAAACUACUCAGGUGCCUCAAUAUCUUCUAGAUCAUAUGUGGUAUAGUAAGCGAGAGUCUUGCAAAAUCGUUUGCACCCAACCACGUCGUAUCUCAGCUAUUUCAGUUUCUGAACGAAUUUCGUGGGAAAGAGGUGAAACUAUAGGUAACAACAUAGGCUACAAGGUGCGGCUGCAAAGCAAAGGUGGAAAACAGUCAUCAGUCGUUUUCUGCACUAAUGGCGUUCUGUUGAGGGUGCUUGUAGGCAAAGGCGGUGGUAGUUGUGUUCCUGAUAUAACUCACAUUAUUGUGGAUGAAAUUCAUGAAAGGGAUUGCUACUCUGAUUUCAUGUUGGCUAUUAUAAGGGACUUCCUUCCCUCAAAUCCUCAUCUCCGACUGAUUCUAAUGAGUGCUACUCUUGAUGCUGAGAGAUUUUCUGGAUAUUUUGGAGGUUGCCCGGUUGUCCGAGUGCCUGGGUUCACUUAUCCAGUCAGAACCUUUUAUCUGGAAGAUGUGCUCUCGGUCGUGAAAUCAGACAAGAAUCAUAAUCUAAUUUCUGCCGGCUCGAGCAGACCAGAUGGCAAGCGUGAUAUUAAAGAUGAAGAUAAAGUUGCUUUAGAUGAAGCAAUUGAGUUGGCAUGGACAAAUGAUGAGUUUGAAGCUCUCUUAGAUCUGGUUUCCUCUGAAGAAAGUCAAGAAGUUUACAAUUACAAGCAAUCAUCGACCUGGCUAACACCACUUAUGGUUUUUGCUGGAAAGGGCAGGGUUAGCAAUGUCUGUAAGCUCCUCUCAUUUGGCGCUGACUUCAAAUUGAAGUCCAAAGAAGGUAUGACAGCAUUGGAAUUGGCCGAAAAAGAGAAUCAAUUUGAAGCUGCUCAAAUAAUCAGGGAACAUGCCGAUAAUAUCCAGUCCAAUUCUCAGCAAGCACAAGACUUACUUGAUAAGUAUAUGGCGACAAUCAAUCCAGACGAAGUAGAUGUGGGUCUUAUAGUGCAUCUAAUGAGGAAAAUAUGUAGCGACUCAGAAGCUGGUGCCGUUCUUGUGUUUCUACCUGGGUGGGACGAAAUAAGUAAAACGAAAGAGAUAUUGCUUGCUAAUCCCUAUUUUGCAGAUAGUUCCAAAUACAUCAUCAUAUGUCUACACUCAAGGGUUCCGGUAGAGGAACAGAAGAAAGUUUUUAAACGCCCCCCUCAAGGUUGUCGCAAAAUUGUACUUGCGACAAAUAUUGCUGAAUCAGCAGUUACUAUCGAUGAUGUAGUUUAUGUGAUAGAUAGUGGGCGGAUGAAGGAAAAGAGUUAUGAUCCUUAUAAUGACGUGUCAACGCUAGAAUCUUCUUGGGUUUCAAAAGCGAAUGCAAAACAGCGGGAAGGUCGAGCAGGCCGGUGCCAACCUGGAAUUUGUUAUCAUCUCUAUUCUAAACUUCGGGCAGCCUCUUUGCCUGAAUAUAGAAUCCCUGAAGUCAGGAGGAUGCCAGUAGAUGAACUCUGCUUGCAGGUUAAGAUGCUGGAUCCGAGUUGCAACGUAAAUGAUUUCCUUCAAAAAUUGAUGGACCCGCCUGUUGAUCAAAGCAUUGCAAAUGCCUUAACCACCCUUAAAGACAUUGGAGCAUUGACACCACAAGAAGAGCUAACAGAACUUGGGCAGAAAUUUGGCCAGCUUCCAGUCCAUCCUCGGAUUAGCAAGAUGCUUUAUUUCGCCAUAUUAGUGAGCUGUCUGGAGCCAGCACUUAUUCUGGCAUGUGCAGCCGACACCAAGGAUCCAUUUACCAUGCCCUUGGGGCCAGAAGAAAGAAGAAAAGCUGUUGCCGCAAAACGUGAACUUGCAUCGCUUUAUGGAGGCCACAGCGAUCACCUUGCGAUUGUUGCGGCUUUUCACUACUGGAAAGAUGCAAAAAGAAAUGGUCAAUCUCAGGAAUUUUGUUCUCAGUACUUUGUCUCUCCAAAUGCCAUGAAGAUGCUGGAUAAUAUGCGUGACAAGCUUCACGGGGAACUUGAAAGACAUGGGCUCAUUCCUAGAAAUGACUCAAACUGUAGUCUGAAUGCUCACGAUCCUGGUAUUCUCCGGGCUGUUCUAGCAGUAGGAUUGUACCCUAUGGUGGGAAGAAUGUGCCCACCUUCCAAGAAUAAUAGAAGGUCACUAGUAGAGACCAUCACGGGGGCCAAAGUUCGUGUGCUCUCGCUUUCAAACAUGUCCUCUAGGGAGGAGGAUGAAGCUUUAAUUGUUUUUGAUGAGAUCACUCGAGGAGAUUGGGACGUGCACAUAAGAGAAAGCACUGCUCUUCCCACAAUACCGUUGUUACUCUUUGCGGGAGAGAUAGCUGUGGCUCCUACAGAGAGCUGUGAUGCUGAUAAGAGUGAUGACGAGGAAGACAACGAAGUAGAAACUGUAGGAGAUGUGAUGGACAUAGACAAAGCCGGUGGCAGGCCUGGAGAUAAAAUAAUGCUUGCACCGGAAAAUUCAGUCAAGGUGGUAGUGGAUCGGUGGCUGCCUUUCGAGAUGACAGCUUUUGAAAUUUCUCAAAUGUACAUCUUGAGAGAGCGACUAAUGGCCUCCAUUUUGUUCAAGGUAAAACAUCCACAAAAAAGGUUGCCACCUCAUCUCGGAGCUUCUAUGUACGCAAUAGCUUGUAUUCUCUCAUUUGAUGGCCUCUCAAAACCUUCAGUUCCAACGGUGUCGGAGCUCGAAUCAGGCAACACGUCAGGUCUGGAUAACGUGGGAGAGAGCUUGUUAUCCAAUCUCGCUGAUGGGAAUGAGCUACUUGACUCAGUCUCUGCUCCGACGGAAGCUGCUUCAGCAGUGAAGGAACCAGAGAAGAAGCGACGAAGAUCCAAAAAGCGGAAAGCAGCCGAAAAUUUGGAUGUGGCUAAUGAGCAACUAGAGCUUAAGCCAGCCAACGAAUCGGAUUUGGGUAACAUGGUAGAGAGCUUGCCUUCCAAUGUUGUUAAUGGAAAUGAACAACCUGAGACAAACACUGCUCCGGCUGAAGCUUCUUCAGCAGGUGAAGAACCAGAGAAGAAGCGAUCAAGAAGUUCCAAAAAGCGGAAAGCAGCCAAUGAAUCGGAUUUGGGUAACAUAGAGAGCUUGCCUUCCAAUGUUGUUAAUGGAAAUGAACAACUUAACACAAACACUGCUCCGGGGGAAGCUGCUACAGCAGGUGAAGAACCAGAGAAGAAGCGAUCAAGAAGUUCCAAAAAGCGGAAAUCAUCCAAGAACUUGGAUUUGGGGAACAUAGAAGUGAAAGAGCCUUCUGAUCUAGCUAAUAAUGGGAAUGAUCAAACAGAAGUUAAGUCAGCCAGCAAGGAGAAAGAGAGCAUCCCUGCAAAUGUUACCAAUGGGAAUGAGCAACUUGACCCAAACUCUGCUCAAAUGGAACCUGCUUCAGCGGCUAAGGAACCAGAAAAGAAGCAAUCAAGAUCCAAAAGGCGCAAAUUAGCGAACAACUCAAGUUCGGCUAGUAACGUGGAAGAGAAUGUGCCUUCCACUAAUGGGAGUGAAGAUAUAAACAGUGGUCUUACCGAAGCUACAUGA
Eruca vesicaria subsp. sativa (arugula) is the source of this 4158-nucleotide messenger RNA. The record is from the annotation of a GenBank genome assembly. NCBI's taxonomy places the organism in Eukaryota, Viridiplantae, Streptophyta, Magnoliopsida, Brassicales, Brassicaceae.